Melanotaenia boesemani (Boeseman's rainbowfish) is the source of this 2557-nucleotide messenger RNA. It is a transcript of the gene gpr63, whose product is annotated as G protein-coupled receptor 63. Bases 952 to 2181 code for a protein of 409 amino acids. The record is from RefSeq and is a predicted model, not a curated record. Gene Ontology annotation, biological process: G protein-coupled receptor signaling pathway; cell surface receptor signaling pathway. Gene Ontology annotation, cellular component: membrane. Gene Ontology annotation, molecular function: G protein-coupled receptor activity. The transcript is spliced from 2 exons. NCBI's taxonomy places the organism in Eukaryota, Metazoa, Chordata, Actinopteri, Atheriniformes, Melanotaeniidae.
AGUGAGCUUCCAGUGAUCAGAGUUUGGAUCAGUGGAAUAAUUGUCUGGUUUUCAGUGUUCCUGCCGCCGCUGGAUGACUUGCCGCUCACAUCUCACAUCUGGAUGAAGAAAACCCACGAAGGGGAAGAAGAAGGUGGAAAAAGUGGAGUUACUGGUCAAAAACCUGGAGAUAAACGGCUGCUGAAAGGAACAAAGGCAGAAACAUGCAAGCAGAGAUUUCAUAUCUCCGUGUGUAGGCGGAGGCAGAAUCCGCGCCUGUCGUACUGUUGAUGGAUCCGACCGGUCCAGGGAGCAGGCUCAGAUUGGAAAACGGGGCUGGUUUAAGGUGGGACAUCUGGGUUGGAUCUCAGGGGGAGGAAACGGCUCCUUUGGGGCGGUGGGGCUGCUGAAUCUGGAGGACUGAACUUCAACACUUGAGCGGCUCCGUCGUGGAGAAGAAGCAGGUAAAUCUCGUCGGGAACACGCUGAACUGGAGCAGAGAAAUAAACCAGAAAUUUUCCAAUUAUAUCCGUAAAGAAGUGUAAAUGGGAUCUGAUUUAAGCAGCAGCUGGUGCCGUUGUCCGCGUGGACGUGAACUCACCACGGACUCGACCAUUUUGAGCGUGAAUGUCCGUAAAUAAACGCGUUUAAAGCUGCGGCCUGUCCAGCUGCUUAAAUCAACGUCCAUCCUUAAGUUUUUUCCGAUCACUCCACCGCACUGAAUGCUCACAUCAGACACUGUUUACAGUCUGAAAACAGCAGCAAUCUCUGUUUUUCUUUACGGACUGGAGUUUAUUCUAAAAGCCUGGAUGGAGACAUUUAAUGGAGUGUACACCACACCAGGACAAAGUGGAAUUCAAUCAGACCUCCUCUCCAUGAGGAUGCUGCUGUGGUCCACUGAAGUGACGACAUUUCCGGGCCUGUGUUCAGGGUGACCUGUCCAGAGACGAUGAAUGCCCCCCCGGGGAAGGAAUGCUUCACUCCGUUAAUGUUUCCCUUCCAGAAGCCGGACACCUUAACGCCAGUCGCUGCUGCAGCGUCACAGCGCUGAACCUUCCCAGCAGGCUCCUGAUGGAGGACAUGUCCAUGCCAAACAUCUCCCUGGGCUCCCAGUCUUCAGCACAGCCGCUCACCCUGACGGCGCCCGUCCCAGAGAUCCUCCAAGGCGUGGGUUUGCCUCUGCAGAUCUUCUUUGGCGUGGUGAUGGUGGCCAUCAUGCUGGUGGCGCUGGCGGGGAACGUGGUGGUGUGUCUGAUGGUGUACCAGAGGUCGGCCAUGCGCUCGGCCAUCAACAUCCUGCUGGCGAGCCUGGCGUUCGCAGACAUGAUGCUGGCCGUCCUCAAUAUGCCUUUUGCUCUGGUUACCAUGGUGACCACCAGCUGGAUCUUUGGAGAUGCUUUCUGCCGGGUUUCAGCCAUGUUCUUCUGGUUCUUUGUGAUGGAGGGUGUCGCCGUGCUGCUCAUAAUCAGCAUCGAUCGCUUUCUCAUCAUCGUCCAGAAACAAGACAAGCUCAGCCCACAGCGAGCCAAGAUGCUCAUCGUGGUCACCUGGGGGCUCUCCUUCAUCAUCUCCUUCCCGCUGGCUGUGGGCUCCCCUCUGCUGCAGACCCCCCCCAGGGCCCCUCAGUGUGUGUUUGGUUACAGCACCGAGCCCGGUUACCACGCCUACGUCCUGAUCCUGAUGCUGGUCUUCUUCUUCAUCCCGUUCAUGGUGAUGCUGUACACUUUCAUGGGGAUCCUGAACACCAUCCGCCACAACGCCAUCCGCAUCCACAGCCACCCGGACAGCAUGUGUCUGAGCCAGGCCAGCAAACUGGGCCUGCUCAGCCUCCAGAGGCCCUUCCAGAUGAACAUAGACAUGAGCUUCAAGACCCGUGCCUUCACCACCAUCCUCAUCCUCUUCUCUGUGUUUACAGUGUGCUGGGCGCCCUUCACGGCCUACAGCCUGGUGACGACCUUCAGCAACGGCUUCUACCACAAAAACAGCUUCUUUCAGAUCAGCACGUGGCUCCUAUGGUUGUGCUACCUCAAGUCAGCCCUCAAUCCUCUCAUUUACUACUGGAGGAUCAAGAAGUUUCGUGACGCCUGCCUCGAUCUGAUGCCCAAAUACUUCAAGUUUCUUCCUCAGCUGCCAGGCAACACGAAGAGGCGCAUACAGCCGAGCGCGGUGUAUGUGUGUGGAGAGCAUCGCUCUGUGGUUUGAAGGGAAAAACCCACCGUAACCAACACUUCUUUACGCCAUGUACCCUGCAGCAGUGGCCAUUUUUACUCUCCUGUUUUAUAUUUCUCUUAGUAGGCGCUCAGACUGAAGGUAGCCCUGCAUUAGGCAGGCCGAGGCCUGAGCUGGGGAGGGUUACAGCUGCAGGGAACCAGUCAUACAUGAUGAUUACCUGCCGUUGUUUCAGCUCCAGUACCAAAACCAGACUUUACUUGAGGAUUUUAACGUUCAAUACAACCACAACUCCGAAAAAUUUGGGACGCUGUUUAAAAUGUGAUUAAAAAUAAAAUGCAAUGAUUUAUGAGUCCAAUCAGGUCAUCUUUUAUUCCCAGUGGAAGAUCAACUACAUGUCAGAUGAUGA